Molecule: messenger RNA, 2903 nt
Organism: Hibiscus syriacus
Lineage: Eukaryota; Viridiplantae; Streptophyta; Magnoliopsida; Malvales; Malvaceae
Exons: 3
Coding region: 21-2693 (890 amino acids)
Source: RefSeq, a predicted model, not a curated record
GGGGGGGGGGUUAGAGGAUAAUGUGUAUACUGUGUGUGAUUCAGAAGUGGUCUCGCCGGGUUGCUACCAUGCUGCCUUGGUUAGUUACACCUCUCCUAUGUUUAUGGGCUCUUUCUCAGCUUUUGCCACCUGCUUUUCGAUUUGAGAUUACGUCCCCCAGGCUGGCUUGUGUGUUUGUUCUUUUGGUUACCCUUUUUUGGAAUGAGAUUUUGACGCCUCAGCUCUCUGCUUGGCGGGAUCGAAGGAAUCGACGUCUCCAGGAGUGCAAGAGGUUUGAGGCUAUAGAGUUGCAGAAGCUUUGUAAGACUGCGACACGAAGGUGUCGGAACUGCCUGACUCCAUAUAGGGAUCAGAAACCCGUUGGUGGUCGGUUUAUGUGCUCUUAUUGUGGUCAUAUAUCAAAGAGACCUGUUUUAGACUUGCCUAUUCCACCUGGUAUGAGGAUUUCAAAUUCUGGGAUUUUUAAAGAUCUUGUUGGAAAAGGCUGGAAAAUCUUGAAUGGAAAGGGGUGGUCUGAAAAUGUGUGGACGUGUGGACAGGAUUGGUUGGAGAAUGGCAACUGGGUUGCUGGGUCUGUUUCAGGGAAGCCUAGCUAUUGGCGGAGGAAUGGCACUAGAGUUUUUGGUGGAGAUGAGGAUUGUUUGGCAGAGAAGUCUUAUUCAGGCAUUGUUAUUUUUGCAUGUAAGCUGUUGACGUCCCUCUUCUUGAGCGUUAGGUGGCUUUUGAGAAAGUUUUUUAGGGUUAGUUCAUCGAGGGAUGAUGCUUCAUCUGAUUCAGAACAUCGGGGGAUGUUGACUAACAAGGGUGAGAAUGGGACAACCUUCCAAGAGAGCAGGGGAGAGAAAGCACGUCGCAAAGUUGAAGAAAAGAGACAGGCUAGGUUAGAAAAGGAGCUUUUAGAAGAAGAAGAGAGAAAGCAAAGAGAGGAGGUUGCAAGAUUGGUGGAGGAACAAAGGAAACUGAGGGAUGAAAAACUGGAGACUGAAAAAAAUUGCAGCAAAUUGUCUACACGUUCUAGGGAGAAAGAGAUGAAAAAGGAAGCUGAAAAGAAGCGUCAAGAUAGAAGGAAAGAGAAAGAUAAGACAUCUAGUAAGAGUAAUUCUGAUGUUGAAGAGCUUGAGAAGAGAACUAGUACGGAAACUGAACAGAAGCGUGGCAUUGAUAAGAAGAGUGAGAUAGAUCACCGGGAACAUCAGAAGUCUUGGCUGGAUAAUGUCAAAGCUAGUACUCUAGAAACAGGACAUGGCCUGAAAUAUACUUCUUCAAAUAACGUUAGCCGACUAAAUUCUGGAACUAGAUACUUUGAUCGUGUGAGGGGUACAUUUUUCUCAUCGUCUAAGGCUUUUAGUGGAAGUAGUUUCUUUGGAAAGAGUGGUAAUACACCUGCUACUAUUACAAAGGAAAACAAAACUACCAAUUCUGUUGACCAUGCAAAUACUUCUGCCCAUAGGAGAGCUUUUUGUACAUCUGAGCAUGUAGCUGGGAAGUCGAGUAUCAAUGGAGAUGAUAAGAAUGCUAAAAUCAGCCACCCGGUGCUUUCAGAACCCCAACCUAGAGCAGCGCCGAAAAAAUCUUGGCAACAGUUAUUCACUAAUUCAAGUGAAAAUGUUAUUAACAGACCAAAUUCAAAGAUUCAAGCAGAAGAUAGCCCACCAUUUCCUGGUCAUUCGUCAACAAUGCAAACCUUUGAUAGUCCUAUAAAUAUUACACUGCCAUCACCAUUUAUUUCUACAUACCAAAAUGGAGUCCCCAGCAGUAGUGUAGGUUUCUCUGCUACUGGAUCCGCUUUUUCUCAUGCUUCUGAAGGGCUUCACGAAAUUAUUCCAGAAGAACUGGAGCUUUUUGAAGACCCCUGUUAUGUCACUGAUCCUGUAUCCUUGCUUGGGCCUGUUUCAGAGUUGCUUGAUAAUUUUCAGCUGGACUUGGGUGCUGGCUAUGGAAGGGAUAUCAGUAUGGGUAUGGAAAGGCCUCGAACUUUGAAUAAUAUAUCCGCUUCUUCUGAAAUUAACAAGCCCUCACCUAUUGAGUGCCCAUUGUCAAGAUUACGGUCUGUUGAUGAAGGGCAUAACAGUUCUAAUAGGUUCCCGACUACCCCAAAGGCCCAAAAUCUUCGCUUUUUCCCUGGGGAUGUUACAAAUGCAAAUGAUAAGGGGACAUGGAAGAUGUGGAAUAGUUCUCCUCUUGAGGAUGGUCUUGGUUUGGUGGGUGGUCCUGCAAGGUGGCUUUUACCCUUGGAGCAUAAUGUAUCAAAUAAAGAAAACUUUUCACACCCUUCCAUGCAAACAACUACAUCAUUGUUCACGAAAGAGGACCCUUUAUUGGCAGCCACACAAACUCAGCAGGUUUUUAUUGGCAAUGGCCAGCAUGGCGGGGCAUUCAAUCCUGUAAAAGGUCCAAGUGGUCAUGAUCCAUGGUUUCAGAAUGCUUUCUUUCCACCAUUCUCAGGCAGUGAUAACCAUUUUCCUAUCAAGGUUCAGGAGGAUGUGAGUGAAAGGAGUUAUGGAAGUCUCAGUGGAGCUGCUUGUACACAUCCAUUCGAGCUUUCUCCUGUGAAUUGUUGGCCCAUGAAGGGAUGGGGUAUUAAGCAAGAAGGUUCAGGAGGAGGAGCUGUUGGGAACACUUCAAUUGCAAGGCCAUCCCCAUCCCAUGGAGGGGGUUUAUUUCCCACCCCAGAUGUACAGUCACUUUGGUGAUCUUGGUUGAAAUAAUAGGUUCAAUUUAUUUAUUUUAGUUAAUAUAGAAAUACAGUAUUCCCCAAUUGGAUUUUGUACCUUCUCUUCUUCCAUGGUGAGGAGAGUAUUAACGUUUUACUUACAUUAGCUUACAUAGGGAAUACACGUGGGAUUCAUUCACUUUUAGGAUCUGUAUAAUUUAAAAUGAAGAUUCUUUUACCCAAAUUUGAA